Molecule: messenger RNA, 2923 nt
Organism: Pocillopora verrucosa
Lineage: Eukaryota; Metazoa; Cnidaria; Anthozoa; Scleractinia; Pocilloporidae
Product: transmembrane protein 117
Biological process (GO): intrinsic apoptotic signaling pathway in response to endoplasmic reticulum stress
Source: RefSeq, a predicted model, not a curated record
UAGUCAUAACUUGAUCGAAGAGAGAAUGAUCGUGUAGACUUAUAUGAUGUACGGCUUGUAUGCAGGUGAUAUUGAACUGUUUAUCAUUGGAAAGUACGAGCAACUUAUUCAAAUUCCAAAGGGUGUGUUUUUGUCGCCUGGGACUAUAAAUAUCAAUGGUUGUGGGUGAGGAUAGCUGAGAAAUUAAAUGUCAGAGGAGCAAAGUUUAAAAUUUGGCCAUGACCGACGAUAGCGAGAAACCCACAGCAACAGAUGGCAUUAUAAACGACGAAAGUCAAGUUGAUCCCAACACACCGACAAUCGAGAUCUCCCAGCACAAUGACAAGGUUAAACACAGAGUACGCGUGCAGAAGAAAAAUGGCAGAUAUUAUUUCCAGCACCCUUAUGCAAGACUAUUUGUUUCCUACUUUGUGAUUUUUUGCAACUUUCUGAUAUAUGCUGAGGAUCCUGUUUCACACAGCAGAGCAAAUUGUACCAUUCCUGUUAUUGGGAAUGACUUUGCUUUUGUCACAUACAGGUACCCUCCAGGGGGGUGGUCUCUUCUGAAGGUAUUUCUGUGGCUUGUGGCAAUUGUGGUUGGAUCACUAGCAGGCAAGUUCUUUUUCCACAAACUGGUGUUCAACAGAUGGAUGAAACUUUCCAUGUUCAAACGUGACAGUGGCUCGUGGAUGGUGAUGUUCUUGUCAACUUUAGUCUCAUUGUUUAUUUUCUCCUUUCUCUACAAUGGAUUCCUCAGCAUUGAGGGUGACAAGCUAUCCUUGUAUAAGAUAACUUCAUACCUAGGACUGCAGAAUGACACCUUCAUGAAGGCAGCUGGAUUGGGCACAUGGAUGGGUGAUUUCAUCACAGCAUGGAUGGUAACAGACAUGAUGCUUCAGGACAAGUUGUAUCCACACUGGAACAAACGUUUGAGGGAGAUUUGGAGAACUGGAUACACACGAAUCUAUUUGUUCUGGAUUGUGCUUGUUGUUGCCACGGCAGUUGUCGCCGCUGGAAUAAUAAGCGACUUUGUUAGGUGGGAUACUCUCAACAGAGACUUUGUCUCCACCAAUGAACUCUCUCGAGCCUUUCUGGCGUCUUUCAUCCUUGUUAUGGACCUGCUGAUUGUCAUGCAGGACUGGGAGUUCCCUAGUUUUCAAGGGUCCAUGGACGUCAAACUCCCUGGGGUGGACACAGCUUCCUUCUACUUCCGCUUGCCCCGGUGUCUGAAGAAGGAGAACUGGCACGUUCACAUAACAGGAAAAUGGUUCAACUAUGGCAUCAUCAUGCUUGUAAUUAUUCUAGACUUAAACAUGUGGAAAAACCAGAUCUUUUACAGUCCUUUCGACUUUGGUCAGUAUACGGAUUCCGAAGGGUACAUUUUCUCCGUCGUCGACGAAAAAUUCUUAGAAACUGCCAACAAAAGCACUCUUUCAUACGAGUGGAGAUCAAGUAACCUGAACCCAGCUACGAAUGAAUCUUACACAACAACAGAUCCUCGUAUGAACUCAAAAUACCUUGGGUUUGGCUUGGGAGUGAAAGGAAUUGCCUUCAUUCCUUCCAUUGUGGCGUUCAUCACGUUUGGUUGUCUAAUUUGGUUCUAUGGUCGAGAAAAGUUUGUGGUUGAAGAAGUUAUUGAGGAUUUAGAUAAAGUUGACGGUGUGGUCAUUGAAGAAGUUGAUUUUGAGAUCGAACCCGACCAAAAUGUUUCCCACAAAUCGCCCAACGGGAAUACUAGCCAUAAUGACACCAAGGAUGGAGGAGCGUCGUCAGAGCUUCCAGCUAACCAGGAAGAAGGAGAUCCGAUACUUCUUAAUGUUCAACAAAUCACUUAUGUGUAAAUCAUAUACAAACUGCCUGCUGCUGAAAGCAUGAAUUGUAGCCCAAUGAUGCAUUGUUGGAGAAUUUGGAGGGGAUCAUUCCCUCAUUCUUUCAAACUAGUUGCACGAAAUGUUCUAUCAUUUUUGCUUUUAUUGUUAUUCCAUAGCUUAUAAUGUAAAUUAAAGCUUUUGCAAAACGUAUUUCAAGGCUCAGAGAGCAUCAAAGUCGCUGCAUUUAGAUAAAACACAUUAUUUCGCAGCUCUUGUUGAGUUAUAAAUUAUUUUAAUGCGUAAUUCUAAGGCUAUCACGACUUGAAAAGCGCUGUGUUUUAAAACUCGUUUUUUUAAAGUAAAGUACAUGAAGCUCCUGUGUGCCACUUAACGGUUUAUAUAGAUGCGAUAUUUUAAUUUUGGGGUUUGCCACAAACACAACCCGCUCGUCUUAAAAAAAAAAUCCUAUAUUAAGUGCAUGUCAUGCAAAGCAACGAUUUGUCAGACGUAAUACUUAAACUCAAUUACACCUACGUUUCUUUAAAAAUUCUAACCGUGAUAUGCUAAGCGGAAGGGUGUCAAGGAAAAAUCUAAAUUCAAAUUGCGGAUCUUUAAUUGUCCUACAGUUAUUUAUCCUGCUUCCAUAUACUUGCUGGUUGCUUUGUUGCAAGUUGUCCUCGUAAUUUUAAAACUUAAGUUGUUAUAACAGUUAUGAAUAUGGAAUGUAUAAAGCUGUUCUUUCAUUUAAGGAAUUUACUUUUUGUCAAAAUUAACAGCGCCAGGUUAAUUUUUCCUGAUAUUGUUUGUUAUUUCGUGUUUUCGUUAAAAAACGACCGCGUAAUUUUUAAAACUUGCUUUUUAUGCGUGUAAUUUUUAUAGUUAAAUGCUUUUCAAUGGCGUAUGAAAAGGUACAGAAUAAGCGUUGCUAACACUUUUUGAAUUAUAAUAUUUAUCAAUGUUUUAUAGCGAGUCUUCUUUGAGUAAUGAGGGCCAGACUUGUUGAGGACAUUGGCUAUUAUUAGCUUUGCGCUACCAUGUAACACUUAGCUGAUAUUUUGUUAAUAACAAAUAUAAGGCAAUGGUUAUUGUACUGAAUAUGUGAUUUUAAAAAUCUGAAACUGAAUGAAGAGUCU